AUGGAGGAAGCGAAUAAGAAGGAGCGUGCCACACUACGACGUUCAACACUGGUUGCCUCAUUAGGAAGAGCUGACAAGUUCCUGGCCGAGUUCAUCGAGGAGCGGGACAAGCUUGAGGUCGCAGUGCGAUUUGGACAACCUGCGGCAACAAAUGGUUCUGGUCUUAGGGGUUUGAAGUUGCCGACAAUUUCUUUACCUGAGUUCUCCGGCGAUUACAAGUAUUGGCGUGGUUUCUAUGACACAUUUUUUGCCCUGAUUCACAAUAAUCCUGAUGUCCCUGAUAUCCAAAAAUUCCACUAUCUCAAAGCAGCAGUUAAAGGUGAAGCAUCUCAGUUGAUCGAAUCCAUUGAUAUCAGCGCAGCAGACUACCAGUCUACGUGGGAAGCUUUAGUUGAUCGAUAUUCGAAUGACUACGUGAUGAAGAAGAAGCGGUUACAAGAGCUGUUCGAUGUUCCAAAAAUGAAAGUUGAAACUGCCGAUUCGCUGCAUAGAAUUGUAGACAUUUUUGAAAGACACGUGAAGGCAUUGAAUCAAAUGGGAGAGCCUACUGAACAAUGGAGCACUAUUUUAGAGCAUAUGCUUUGCAACCGUUUGCACGAUGAAACUUUGAAGGCGUGGGAAGAUUUUGCGUCAAAUUUGACCCAACCGACAUACUCAGGGCUGAUAGAAUUUUUGCAUAGGCGAAAUCGUGUAUUGGAAUCAAUAACCGUUAAUCAUUCUCCUCCUUCGCAACGCUCCGCUGUGUGUAAUCAAAUUUCCGCUCCUAUGCGAUAUAACUCCGGGGUUUAUGCAGGCACCAAUUCACUUAAAUGUCAUGCAUGUGAUCAGAGUCAUCCCCUGAUGAAAUGUCCAACCUUUGUGAGGAUGUCUCUUGAGGAAAAAUUGAACGUGGUGAAUUCCAAACGUCUCUGUUUCAACUGUUUUCGUCGUACCCAUCAAGUGAGAAACUGUCCCAACCAUGAAAGUUGUCGAAUAUGCCACGGCCGCCACCACUCAAUGUUACAUCCAGGUUAUGUUAGCGAAACCGGUGAGUCUCGUCCGGCGAGAAACGUCCACUCUGUCAACAUCACGAAUGGCGAAGAAGAAAUUGCUUCAGAGACGUCAUCGUGCUUGCAUGUUAAUGUUGCUGGGAAAUGUAUUUUCAUGCCUACUGCGAUUGUAACUAUCGUUGAUUGCUAUGGGAGAGAACAUCUGGCUCGAGCAGUUCUUGACUGUGCAUCUCAAGUCAAUUUGAUAAGUAGUAAGCUGGCCCAAACCCUUUGCCUGCAAAGAAAAUAUGUUAAUUUGAUUGUAAAAGGUGUUGGAGACCAACCUAAAAGAGCCAAGCAUAGUGUCGCUACACAAAUACGAUCUCUGAAGGAAGAUUUUCAAAUUGACGUUGACUUUGUAAUUCUUGAAAAGCUAACACCAAAACUACCGUCGCAUGACAUAUCAGUAGAUCGAUGGAACGUUCCCUGCCACAUACAAUUAGCCGACCCACAGUUCUUCAAAAGCAAAGAGAUUGAUGUUUUGAUAAGCAACGAACAUUUCUUUUCAUUAUUCAAAACCACCGAUAGAAUUGUUCUUGGUCCAUCUUUGCCAAUGUUGGUCGACAGCGUAUUCGGUUGGUUAGUGUGUGGAGCAGCGAAUCUGGAAACGGAAUCAAACUUGAAAACAGCAUGUCACGUCGAGGUUAUGUCACUUAUUUCACUGGAGCAAGCAUUGAAAAAAUUUUGGAUGUUAGAGGAGCCGAUUGUUCGAUCGAAUCUCACUGCCCAAGAGAAAACAUGUGAAACGCAUUACACCAAUCAUGUUUCCCGCCAAGCAGAUGGAAGGUAUGUUGUACGAAUGCCACGACAUGAUGAUUUCGACAACAUGAUAGGGGAGUCCCGGACCAAUGCCAUGAAACGAUUUUUUGCUACAGAAAGGCGCUUAGAGGCUGAUGAAAAUUUGAAAACGGCAUAUCAUGAAUUCAUGCGAGAAUAUAUUGGUUUAGGACACAUGCAACAAGUAAAUCCAAACUCUCCUCAAUCAAACAACGUAUUCUACCUCCCACACCACCCAGUUUUCAAAGAAGACAGUACCACAACGAAAACAAGAGUUGUCUUUGACGGUUCAGCAAAAUCUUCAUCCGGUUACUCCCUUAACGACGCUUUGUUAGUGGGUCCUGUGAUACAAGAUGACCUCAUAUCAUUAAUCUUACGAUUUAGAACCUAUCCGUUUGUUAUCGUUGCCGAUAUAGAGAAAAUGUACCGUCAAGUUCUCAUCCAUCCUGAUGAAACUUCCCUGCAAAGAAUUUUUUGGAGAUUUGAUAAAAAUGCACCAUUACAAGAAUUUGAACUGUCGACUGUUACUUAUGGUUUAAGCCCAUCGUCUUUCCUCGCAACACGCACUCUUUUGCAAUUAGCAAAUGAAGAUGGUCAUCGAUACCCUUUGGGAAAAGCUGCCUUGACCAAGGGCUUCUACAUAGAUGAUUGUAUUUAUGGAGCUGAAACAAUAGCUGUGACUUUGCAAACACGAGACGAGCUCAUCCAUCUACUAGAGAAGGGAAAAUUCACUUUGCGAAAAUUUGCUUCAAACAAUUUCAAAAUUUUAGAAGGUUUAUCACCUGAUAAGCUUGGCACUCGUCCCACACAUCAAUUUGAUACGAGUGUGAAAACUUUGGGCAUAGUUUGGAAGCCGGAAAAGGAUAUUCUGUGUUUUGAUUCCCGUUUGAAACCGACUGCAGGAACGGUGACGAAACGUGCAAUUCUUUCUUCGAUUUCUCAGUUGUUCGAUCCGCUAGGACUUGUGGCACCAAUAGUCGUACGAGGCAAAAUGAUAAUGCAGCAAAUUUUUCUACUUUCUUGUGGUUGGGACGACGAAGUUUCCGAAUCGAUCAAAGAAAAGUGGCAGCAAUAUGUAGAUGAACUUCCCAAACUGCAGCAAUUCCAUCUGAACCGAUUAGUUUUACUUCCUGGCUCUGAAAUCCAAUUACACACCUUCACCGAUGCUUCAGAGAUGGCGUAUGGAUGCUGCAUUUAUUGGCUCAGGGCACCUCCCAACACUUGGAAGACUUUUGUGGCCAACAGAGUUUCAGAGAUCCAAACUGAAACUCAGGGUUCUCGUUGGGAUCACGUUCCUGGAAAAACUAACCCGGCUGACCUAGUAUCGAGAGGUCAAAACAUUGAUAAAUUCAUCGAAAGUUCACUGUGGAAAUAUGGUCCUCAUUGGCUCACAUUAUCUAGAGACAAAUGGCCGAUAUCGAGCAUUCCUGAGUAUCCAGAAAACGGAACCGAACGUAGAAAGCAGUUUGUAGUUGCCACUGUUAAUUGUUCUACCUCUUACACUCCAAUCUUCACCAACUUCAAAAGUCUGAACCGACUCACACGAAUCCCCACGCUUCACAAGACCAACAGCUUCUUCCUGACGAAUUAG
Molecule: messenger RNA, 3396 nt
Organism: Uranotaenia lowii
Lineage: Eukaryota; Metazoa; Arthropoda; Insecta; Diptera; Culicidae
Exons: 4
Coding region: 1-3396 (1131 amino acids)
Source: RefSeq, a predicted model, not a curated record